Molecule: messenger RNA, 1113 nt
Organism: Cetraspora pellucida
Lineage: Eukaryota; Fungi; Glomeromycota; Glomeromycetes; Diversisporales; Gigasporaceae
Source: the annotation of a GenBank genome assembly
AUGGCAAAUAAAGAAUGGCAAAAAUGUCGAAAAGAAUCUAAGAUAAAAAUUAAAAAACUAAUUAACCAAUAUCUUGCAGCAAGUUCACCAAUUAUUCGGAUAGCAAACUUUUUUCUCCCCCCGAAUUUACCUAAUUCAAGAUCAUCAAAUUCAAAUCCUAACAUUAAUUUCAACACCAAUUCUAGUACCAAUCCUCUACCUUCUUCCUCAAGGGAGAAUUCGAGAAAAGAGAAAAAACAACUUGAAGAUGAGAUUGUUGAAAUAUAUGAUACUAGAAGAUGUCUGUCUGAACUUCAAAAAAAUCCAGACUUACUUAACCAAAUACAUGAAUGCGUUGAAUUUGGUGCAGCUGAUAAAAAAAGAAGAAAAACUGUAAUAAAGAUGAAACCUCAUAUUGACGAACAUUAUUGUCUUGCAUCAGUUAAAUCAGUUAGAGUGUUUGCAUCAACCUUUGCCAACUUUAGCAUUAUUAUCUCGCAAGAUGAUAAGGCUAAAGUUGGCUUAGUAAAACAAAAACUUAUACCAUCAGUUUACCUAAUUAUUAAUCCUAAAAAUACUAAUGAGUCUCUGCAUCAAGGUCAACUAUCUAUUUAUAUUUGUCUUGAAUAUUUUGUAGAAACUUCUUUAAUAACACAUAUGAAAGACUUACUUGAUAUUACAAAGCAUAAUAAGUAUGCAAAAAUACUAAAACAUGAUGAACAUCUUAAGUCUAUAUGGAUUUUGUUAGUAGAUGGUGGACCUGACGAAAAUCCUAAACAUUUAAAAAAUAUAAUUAAAUAUUGUUGCUUUUUUUAUGAGCUUAAUUUAGACUAUUUAUCAGUUCGAAUGCAUGCCCUUUACCAGUCUGUGUAUAACCCAGUUGAGCACAGUAUGUAUAUGCUUUCUGAAAAGCUUGCCAGAAUUAAAUUAUCAGUUGAUAGAUUUGGAUCAUAUCUUAAUAGCCAAGGAGUAGUUAUAGAUAAAGAUUUGGCAAGGCAUAAUUUUGAAUUUGCUGGUAAGUGUUUAUAUGAAAUUUGGAAGCGUGAUAAGAUUUAUGAAAAGCAAGUAUACGUUGAUUAUGUUAACUAUAAUGAAAACCUAUUUCAAAACAAUGGAAAAGAAAUUCCAUCAUAG